This is a messenger RNA of Choloepus didactylus (southern two-toed sloth), 9435 nucleotides long. RefSeq names its product calpain small subunit 2 (gene CAPNS2). Lineage: Eukaryota; Metazoa; Chordata; Mammalia; Pilosa; Megalonychidae. The record is from RefSeq and is a predicted model, not a curated record. Gene Ontology annotation, molecular function: calcium ion binding. Bases 5597 to 6334 code for a protein of 245 amino acids. The transcript has a single exon.
AUAUGGUUUUCUGGGGUACAUAACUCCAAGCCACCACUCAGCCAUAGAUAAUACAUAAACAAAUGGGCAUGACUGUGUGCGAAUAAAAUUUUAUUUACAAAAUAAGCCCCGGGCUGGAUUUGGCUUGCAGGCUGUAGUUUGCUGAACCCUGCUAUAUUUCAUAAGCUGAUGAAAAGAAGCAUGCUGUUAGAUAUAAGGGCUGGAUUGGAGGAUUGCCAUCAGUGUUUAUGGUAACCAUUGAUCAUUUGUGGAAUAUUCCACAGCUGAUUUAAAGAAUCUUUAUGUUAACUAACCUGUCUACCUCUUCUUGAUAUCAUCCCACAGUUCUAACUUGUGUAUCAUUCAGCUUCAUAGAUGGAAGGGAAAGAAUGAGGGAGACUGAUUUCUAAUUCUUCAGAUAUAGUAUGUUCCAAGUUCACCUUUUCUUCUUACUAAUACCAUUAUGCCCAUAAUAGACCAUCAUCUAGUAGAAUGUAGGUAGAUAAUUACUAUUUCCAUUCAAGAAAAAAUUUGCAACAUCAUGUUUUUCCUUUGCUGCCUUCCAGUUAGUAUUCAUUUCUUUUGGCAUUCUUAUGUCCUUUGUUUAACUUUUAGACAGGAAAAGUUUGUGUGUACUUUAGAACUUUGGUGAUCCAGUGUUUUUGGCUGUUGUAAACUUCUGUAGAUAUUUUAUUACUGUUUCACAUUAUGUGGAAUGAAUAUGUUCCUUUAUUCCAAGUUCUUCCUGUCAGGUCUGUUCUUGGAAUUCGUUCAAGUGUGAAAUCUUGAAUGCCAAUAAUAACAAGCAUCCUUGCUUGCCCCUUCCUGUUAGAGAAGGUAGAGUGCUGCAGUGUGCAGGUUAUCUGCUCAUGCAGAGUUAGCAUAGGGCACUUGGGUGGCUUAGGUGAUUGGAAAUAAACAGUGAAGUCUUCUUUACGUUUCUAGUUCAUGUCUGAUAGGUAAUACAGUAUUUCAAAGCUCAUGUAAAAAUAAAUCAUCUUGAUUUCAAUCCCUGUUAAUUAGGAUUAGUUAUAUGAAAUAUACUCAACAAUUUGUAUGAUAUAAUUGGCAGGAAAAGGCCAUGACUUUCUGGGUGGUUCAGAUGAAUUUUUCUAUUCAGUUUUACAAGUUGUCCCAAAAGCUCGGUGGUCCUACAUAUCUGGCCAUUUCCCUCUUAGUUCUUAAGUUGACUUAUCUCCCCCAUUUAGUCUAACAUGGUAUUUUCUUUUACCAAGUGUUAUUACAGUAAAAGUAUCCAUUUAAACAUGAAAAUCAUAUGCUUUAUUUUUAGCUUCUAAAUGCAAGUAUAUAUGGGCAGUGCAUAGGGGAAAAAGAAAAGAGACUUCAACAACUAAAGCUUAACUUUUACUAGAGCAAGGGGGUGAUUACUGGCUCUUCCAGUAGCAAAGAACAGGGCUUUGUAAAGAGCAAUUGGUGCCAGGACAAUUCAAUUUCCUCCUAGAUAGAGUGACAGUGCCAAUGACAGAGAAAAGAAAUAGAUAUUAUCUAUAUGGGCUUUAGAAAGGCUUUUGAUUUUCAUCCAACAUGACUUUCUCAUCAGUAAAUUAGGAAAGUCUGGUCCAGAUCAUGUUGCAGUUAGGCGAAAGCCCCACUUGGCAGAAGGGCUUCAGCCACACUGGGAGUUGAGAGUCCCUCUGUGUUAUCCCAGAACAGGUUCAGUCCUCUCCCCUUGGAAUUCUGUCUGGGGGAGAAACAUAUGUAAUAGGUUGCAAUCAGGAAUACCUUUGAAAACCAGACAAUAUGCCAAAGUCGGGGAAAUGAUAAGUAAGCAUGUCUUUAAAGGUCAUGGAACCAGACACAAGAUAAAAAUUAAAUUAAAUUAAUAUGUGGCUUAAAAAGGCUUAGGCACCAGAAGGAAACUAAAUUCAAUAUAAGGAUGCUGCUGCUGUCACUGUUUCACGGCACAUUAAAAUCUAGAUUCAAAAUUUUGUAACUGCCUUGGUUAGCCAGGGCUGCUAUGACAAAUACCACACAAUGAGUUAGCUUAAACAACAAGAAUUUAUUGACUCAUGGUUUCGGAGGCUAGAAGUCCAAAAUCAAGGUCUUGACAGGCCAUGCUUUCUCCCAGAAUCUGUAGUAUUCUGGUACUGGGUUGCCGCAAUCCUUGGGGUUCCUUUUCUUGCCUCUCUGCCUCUGUCAUGGUUUCUCCCCCUGGAUUCUACUUCUCCUGCUCAGUUGUCUGUGUCUCUGUCUAGACUUCCUGUUGUCAUAAGGACUUCAGCCCAAUGGAAUAGGGCCCACCCUGAUUCAAUUUAGCCUAAUCUAAAUAGGAUCUUCACAAAUGAGUCCUCACCUUAACUAAUAACAUCUUUAAAGGUCCUAUUUACAAAUGGGUUCACACCCACAGGAACAUGGAUUAAGACUUGAACAUGUCUUUUAGGGGGUGGCAUGAUUCAGUCUCCAACCGAACUAAAAAGGAUCUUUGCUGUCAAAUUGUCCAUCCUCAUUUUGCAGAAGGCUUCCAGCCAAGGGAGAAAGUCACUUGCCCAAGUCCACAUAGCUAGUUAAUUGCAGGACCGGGACUAGAAUUCCUAGUUCAGACUUUCACUAUUGACUUUUUUUUUAAAAUAUCUUGACUGAGGCAUAAUUUACAUUUCAUAUAAUCUACCUAUUUCAAGUGUACAACUCAGUGAUUUUUUAGUAAACUUACAAAAUUGCACAAGCAUCACCAUAAUUCAGUUUUGGAACAUUUCUAUCACCCUAAUAUGAUCUCAUAUGUCAUUAACUAUUAAUCCCUAUCCUCCUUCUCUGCCCAGUCCUAGGCAACCACUAGUCUAUUUUCUGUCUCUAUAGAUUUACCUUUUUAGAAGUUUCAUAUAGAUGAAAUCAAAAUAACCUAUGGUCUCUUGUGUCUAACUUCUUUCACUUAGCGUAAUAUUUUUGAAGUUUAUCAAUGUCAUAGCAUGUAUCAGUAAUUCAUUCCUUUUUAUUUGCUAAAUAGUAUCCCAUUUAUGGAUAUACCACAUUUUGUCCAUCUAUUCACCAGUUGGUGGAUAUUUAGAUUGUUUGUAGCUUGGGGCUAUUAUGAAUAAUGCUGCUGAUAACUUUCAUUUAUCACUGCUGACUUUUUUCAGUGUUCAACAGCUCUUCCUCUCAAAUUGGGGUUAAAGUUCCCAUCAGAUGUUACCUCUUCCCUACCCUGAUCCUCUAGAUCUGCACAGUAGAGUUCCCCAGAUGGCAACUAAAGUUGCUAUUAAUGUUCUAAUAAAUAGCUUUAGGGGAUUAAAUGGUCCAGAGAAGAAGAAGCUUGUUAGUCUAAUAAUAGUCUUUUUUUCUGUGUGGCUCAUGAGAAACUCUUAGCCAAAUGAAUGAGAGGAAUUGGAUUUAAAACUCAGCAAAAAACACUUCUGUAGGCAUAGGAGACACAUUUCAUAUGACAGUGGACACUAUCAAGUUAAUUUGCAAUAUUAUAAAAACAAAACCCAUGUAGUUGCCUCUGAGAGGUGCUUAUAUGAGUGGAUUUAAAUCUUUCUGAGGCCAGAUGGCCCUUGUGAUCCCCUAAAAGGAAGACAGUCCUAUUGUGGUGCUCUCUUUUGUGUGGUUAAGACAUUUUGCCUUUUGUGUUCAAAGAGUCCAUUUCAUUGUGUUCGUGAGAAAUAAAACCAGUCAUUGGAAAAUUUUAUGCAAACCACUCUGUAUGGCAGAUGGAGACAGAACAUUGCUCCAGGGUCUUAAACAGAGCAGUGUCCUCUCGCUGCUGUUCUCUCCAUAAUAAUUGCUAGCAUAAGCAUUCUUCAAUUCUAGAUUUUUACAGUUUACUAAGUAUUUUCACAUCUAAUCUCCUUUUCACUUCACAUUUGAACCUUUAGUGGUUCCCAGACUCGCCCGAAGGAUAGCCUGUCACAUGGCAAUUCAAAGCCCUUUUCAAUCCAGUUCCAUCUGGUUGGUCUGCCUUCAUCUCCCAUCACUCCCAGCAAUGGACUUGCAUUUCCUUCCUCUCUGCAUUUCAUAGACCGUCUCUCCUCAGCCCUUGUAUAUUUGGAGAAUUCUGACUCAGCCUGUAGUCAGACCUACACAUUAUCUCCUCUGUAGGAAGUCUUUCCUUUGCCUCAGCAGAAUUCAUUGAUCCUGCUUUUGCAUACCCAUAGUGGUUUGAUAAUACAGUACAAUGUAUUAGCUGUUUGACCUUGCAUAAGUAGCUUAACUUAUCUGAGCUUUUCUUUCCUUAUCUGGAAUAUUUUUGCAUCUUUCAGAGGAGUUGUAUGAAACCCAAACGCCAAAGCAUAUUACAUACAAGAGUAAUGGAUUAAUAUUAAGAGUAGAAAUGUGAACAUAGUACUUCAAAUUAUAAUUACAACCAAUUUUCUGUGGGUUUGCUUGAUCCUUGAACACGGCAAUCCUAUUGCAUUCGCCAUUGUAUUCCAAGCACUAAGCAAAGUUCUGAUACAUAAUAAAUCUGAUUAAAUCAUUGCAAAGUAGGCAGGGGAGUUACUUUAUCAUCAUUUUUUAAAUUAGAAAUUGAGGCCCAAAAUGCUAAGUGAUAUAAUAAUUUAGUCAUUAAGUCCUGUUCACCUUUCUCUGAAUUUGAUAGACCUUCUAAAGGCCUCUGGAAGAUGUGAUUUUGGCUGUACCUAGUAUCAAGAGCAGUGUUUCUCAAGGUAUUGUCUGAGACCACAUGUCACAGACUCACUUCUGAAGAUGCUUGUUAAAAAUAUAAAAGCAAAUCUCACAAAUGUAAUGUUGGGGUGGGGGUUGGGGAGCCAGACACAAAAAGAGUAUAUACGCUAUGGUUCCAUUUAUUUGAUGUGCAAAAACUAAUUUAUGGUGUUAGAUGUCAGGGGGAGGAGGCAAUGGAGGAGAGUAACUGGGAAGAGACAUGAGAAGGCUUCCAGGGUGCUGGUGAUGUUCUGUUUCUUGAUCUGGGUGCUAUAACGUGGGUGUGUAGAAUUUGUGAAAAUCGUUGAGCAGCACAUUGAGAUUUGUACAUUUUUAUUUAUGAGUGUUAUUACACUUCAUAAAGGUUCCAAAAAUGUGGAUCCAUGGGCCCCACAGCAGACCUACCAAGUCAGAAUCUCUGGGGAUAGGGCCUGAGGACCCUGCAUUUUGAUAAGAAUUCCCUUUCAAAUUUUUCUUAGGCAUGUUGAGUAUUGAGAAUUACUGCUAAAGAAAGAGGAUUAGGAAAAUAUCCUUCCAAUGCCCAAGAAUUCUUCAAUUCUAUCCUAACCACAAAUAUUCCUUAGAAAAGAAAUCCGGGAGUCAGUUGCCUUUUGUUAGGAAAGUGCAUGUCAUCUUCAGGUACUUUAGAGAGAGAACUAAGAAAUCAAAGAUUUAUAGAAAUGUACAGUUUUCUACUUUUCCUUUUAAUAUUAUUAUUAUUCUAAUGUGUCAUACACAGUAUAAUUUGUGAAUAUUUAUCUAGAAGAAUGGAAAAUGAUUUUAUUGAGGCCCUGUAAAAACUUGGCAGGUGCUAGGACCUAAUGGAAUUCAGGCAACUAAAGUCUGAGGUGAGACAUCACAUCACAGGGUGUGGUGCAGUGUACACAGAUAUGGAAAAGCCAGUUCUUCCACAUGUAAGCUACUUAGACUCCAUUUCAACUCUCUUCAUACCAAGUCCAAGAUUUCAGCAGCUUUUACAUUUGCUUCUUAAACUGAAAGCAUGUUUCUUGUAAAGGCUUUUUUGGAAGGGGCAGAUAGAGGCCUUGGAGAAGCUUUUGGAGGUCUUCUGAGAGGAGGUGGUCAGAGAGGAGGAGGAAAUAUUGGAGGGAUAGUUGGAGGAAUUGUGAAUUUUAUCAGUGAGGCUGCAGCAGCUCAAUAUACUCCAGAACCACCUCCAACUCAGCAGCAUUUCACAAAUGUGGAGGCCAAUGAAAAUGAGGAAGUUAGGCGGUUUCGGCAACAAUUUACACAGCUGGCUGGACCGGACAUGGAGGUGGGUGCCACUGAUCUGAUGAAUAUUCUCAACAAAGUCCUUUCUAAGCACAAGGACCUGAAAACUGAUGGCUUCAGUCUUGACACCUGCCGGAGCAUCGUCUCUGUCAUGGACAGUGACACAACUGGGAAACUGGGCUUUGAAGAAUUUAAGUAUCUGUGGAACAACAUCAAGAAAUGGCAGUGUGUUUAUAAGCAGUAUGACAGGGACCAUUCCGGGUCUCUGGGAAGUUCUCAGCUGCAGGGGGCUCUGCAGGCAGCAGGCUUCCAGCUAAAUGAACAACUUUACCAGUUGAUUGUCCGCCGAUACGCCGAUGAGGACGGAAGUAUGGAUUUUAACAACUUCAUCGACUGCCUGGUUCGCCUGGAUGCCAUGUUUCGUGCCUUCAAGUCUCUGGAUAGAGAUGCAGAUGGCCUAAUUCAAGUGUCUAUCCAAGAGUGGCUGCAGCUGACCAUGUAUUCCUGAAGUGGGCACUGAGAAGUCAAGACCCCCCCUGGAGGACGGGACUCUUGAGAGCCCAGCUUUGCUCUCCACAGUGUCACUGACACUGCCCCACAGCUGUCCCUUUUAGGCCAGCUCCUGCACAACUCUGCAGAUUUCUGAACUUUGCUACUCUUUACCACUUAAUUCAAAUAGAUUUUACAUGCUAAAUAUUUUGAAUGGUUUGUACACCAGCUUUUUGAGAUAUUCGAUUCAUAUGCACUGGGGGGAGGGAAUGAUAAAGAUUUUAAAAGGUUGUUUGCUUGCUUGGUAAAUGAAUUCCACUGAUUAGGAACUUUCCUGUUGUUGUUCAGAAUGAAAUUUUGAAAAAAAAAAAAAAAUCCUGGAAUAAAUCAAGAAAGCACUCAGGAGUUUUAUUUUUCCCAUUUAAAAGGUGAGAGAAGAAGUUCAAAAUGUGUUUUAUUCUUAAUUUUACAUCUGGUCUUUCUAUUAUGUAAAAAAUGAAAGGUGUUUUUCAGGAAGUCUCUAUAAAGAAACAGCUUCAGGUACGUGAAAUAAAGCAGUUUCAGAUAAGCAUAGCAUUUUAUUAUGGUAGAGCAAGUAUCUAAAUUCUAGAAUUCUUUAGUCCUGUUUCUCUGAUUAAAUAAGCACACGGGAACUUUGGUUUGUUUUGAGGUAUUUGUAAAGAGAGUUAAGGACAUUGGAGAAUAAAAGGAUAUACCUGUAGUUCAAAAUGUCUCUGGCUGCCUUAAUGAAUCAAAAUGAUCACUCUUAUAUGUACUUCAUACAAAAUUAGGCAUGCCCAGCUGAGAUUAGCCAGCUCUUGUCAUGGCUUGCCCUGCCUUGGAGCAAGGAAAAUUCUUCUGUUUCUCUUUGAAAACUUCAUUUAGGAAAAAAGUAAAUGAAGAAAAAACAAAAGCUUAAAUAAAUAGUAAUCAGUUAAAGGGAAUAAAAAGCAAUAUAGAAAACAAAUAUCAUUGACUAUUUAUUGCCAGUGGUUCUCAGCCCUGGCUGCACUUUAGACUCUUUCAGAAUAUUGAUGCCUGAGUCCCACCCCAAAUGAGUUAAACAAGGAUCUUUAGAAGUGGGGCCCACUGAUGAGUAUUUUUAAGCCCCCCUAGAUGAUUCUAACCAGCAGCCAAGGUUGAGAUCCACUGUUUUAAAGUAAGGUUAGCAUGCAGUAUUUUUUCAAAUCAGUCUCAGCCAAAACUAGGCCAAGCUAGGAGAGUCAGUGUCGACAGUGUCCAAGAGAAGAUAGAAAUACUAAGAAACCAGCACUCAAAAGCUGUGGUAGUCAUGCCUUUCUUGUGUGUAGUGUAGCUCUUGGUUUGGCUUUAUAAGUUUGAUUCAGGCUCUUUCAGUGGGGCAAGCAAAAUCCAGAAGCCCUGUGCAAGUGGACUUAAGGAUAGAGAGGCUGCAUUCUCAGUUCUCAGUUCACCUGCCUGCUAUUUAAUUAGUUUCCACUCCUGCUUCUCUGGUUUUCAAUGCAUCCCCUCUCUCUGAGGCUACCUUUUGAGUGUCCUCAUGAGAUCGAAGGUAAAUUCUUCCUUCCUCUUUUGACUCAUUUAGAAGUAGGUUGUAACUAUGGAAAUGAUGUAACUGACCUGUUAACAACCCUCAGCUGCCUGUUAGAAAUCCCCAGUGAAAACUGGAGAAGCUGGCAUUUGGCCUCUGUGUUCGCCAUCAACACCAUCAUCUAAUAUUUAUGGAACUCCACAUGCAUAUGAUUCUGAACUGAGCCGACUACAGAGAUCUUAUCCACUUUCCUCAAGAAACUUGUAAUUUAGGCUUGGUCUGGUGUGCUACUUGGAACAAGUGUGGUUGUGUAAGUAAUGAGGCCACUUCCAGCAACCACACGGUAACAUUAGCCUCCCUAUUUUAUAAUAAAGCCACUUAUGUAUUAAGCAUAGAUGUAGGAGAAUAGCCAGGAAAGGGGAAAGCUGCCAAGGUGUCAUUAAAGGUCUUAGAAUAUUAAAUUUAUAAUUUAACCUUUCCCACUUGAUGGCUGCAGAAAGGACAGUGUACCCACUGCAUUUUCUUUCCUCGCUUCAUUUUAAAUGUUUCAUAAGAGUUAAUACAACUGUCUCACACUAGGGGUGGUAUGAAGAAUUUCCCUUGUCCUCAAGUAGAGGGGUUGCCUACUUUCAUGAGUCUUUCCAGCAGGCACGUGGCAAAACAUCCUGAAGUUACCUUUUUACCUUCUGUUCCCUUCUGAAUUUGUAUAAAAUUUGUUUAACAAUCUCAGUCCACAGAGUGAGGACCCUGGAAAAUGCAGUCCAAACUCAAGAUUUUCCAAGUAGCCAAAUAUCUGGCAUUGUGUAGAACCAAUAGCGUAAUGAGUAGCUGAAUUUAUUUUUUAUCCAAUAUCUGAUGUUUUAAAGGUACAUUUUCAAUGUAAGAAGAAGUAUUUACUUGACAACUUUUUAAAAACAUAGCCAUUUCUAUGAUGAAGUUCUUUAUAUCUCCAUCCCAUUAUUUUUUGUUUCUGAUAUUAAGUGAUAUAGUCCGUGUAGUAAGUUGAAAACAAUAUGCAGUGAUAAACUACAUCAUCAUAUCAUCUACAUUUUUAAAUUUCAAAUAUUCCACGAUUUUUAAAAUUACCUUUACCUCAAUAUAAUCCACUGAAUGCUAUAGCCUGUAAUAGCACCUAACAGCAAACUUCCAAAAACAUUCAAAAUUUGUAUGUCCUCUUAAAGGUCACAUGUAAAAUAUUUUUUGAGUAGUAGAGUAUCAGUUUAUAAAAGUUGAUUUGUAUAGAAACCUCAGUCAGAAAUCUCUAUCACAUUAUUGCACAACUAACCCAUAGUAGGGCCUCAAAAAACAUUUGUGGAAGCACCUUAGGGCACUGAUAUUUAAUGUGCCUAGUGAUCUUGAUGCACCUUCAGAAUUGCUUUUAAAAAAUGUUUGCUUUUAAUUCUAAGUCAAUUAAAAUAAUUUAAUUCCUAGAAAAUUGGUAAUACAAUUAUGUACUUGGAUAAAAAUAUCCUCUUACCCAGAAUAUCCAGGUAAACUGAAUGCCUCUUCCCUGACUCUUCCGGAUAACUGAGAAUUUACUGUAUUUUACUAAUAAUACUCCUUGGGGUUUAAAGAGCAUCUUUAAAGCCUUGAAGACUUUUUUCGUUGAU